AUGACGGGUUCCUUAAUGACGAUGCCCAUGCUGAUCGUCAACAUGGGCGCCGAAAUGAUCUACGUGCUGGACCAACGUCUUAAAGCUCAGAACAUUCCUCGAGACAAGAGCUCCAAAGUACUGGAAGACAUUGUCAAGACAAUGCACAACGAUACAUUCAUGAGUGAGCUCUUCAAGCCUCACCGCAUGUAUUCGAACGUCUCGACGCGCCAGAUCUUCGAUCGCUUGGCGCAUUCGUCCAUCAUGCGACUCAACUCGAAUAGUAUGGAUAAGCUCUACGACCUCAUGCGCAUGGGCUUCAAGUACCAAGUAUUGUCAUGUGCCUCGGCCGACGAGUUACUUCAAGUGACUAUGAACCAUCUCGCCAACAUGAAAAACCUCGUGGACUCGGCUGCAGUCAAGCGACAAGUGGACGAGACUGUCCAACUCACCUCGGACAACUUUGGCAGCAUGAGUCCGGCAGACUUCUACAUGCUCAAGCAAUAUCUCUGUCGCUUCUUCCAGGACACGCGUAUCAAAGUGUCGCUCUUCCUCCAGAACGGCAUUCAGGGGAUGGACGGAACGCUGGCCAUUCACUACGAAGGCUUCACGGCUACAGGCGGCAAAGUGCCGGGUAGAAUUCGCUACUUUGACGCGUCGAACCGUGUUGAGGAAGAAAAAACGUUCGCUAUUGCCAGUGCGGAGGGAUCUGUUGAAGCGCCCGAAGGACCGGUACUGGAACGGGACCAGCUGAAUGCUCAUCUGGGCUUCAACAUGUACGAGGCCGACUCCAAGGACGGCACUGGAGGCUUCUCGCGCUCUACUCGCCAGCUCUUCGCCGACAGUAAAGCUCGCGGUGCUGGCUCAAGUUCAAGUGCGAAGGGUGUAAAUGCGCCAAAGCACCAAAAGACUUUUAAAGCCACCGCAGCGGAUGGACUCAACCUGCUCGCUGAUCUUGUGGGGAAAUCUUCGUCCGCGAAGGAUGUCGAAGGGGACAACAAGGCGUUGCGUAUCAACCUGUUCCCAGACGACCCCACGAAGCCUGGAUCUGGUGGAGAUGACGACGACGAUAAAGAAGUUCCUACGAUUUGGAUUGACGCUGCGAGUGACCGCAAGACUUCGACUGAUGCGAUACUGCAGGACUUCAAGAUGGACGAGACCAAACGCGAAGGUAAAGGAGGAGGCGACGACCUGCUCGACCUCAUGGACUCAACUGGCUGAUGCUUGAGAUACCUGCCCACUCACAAGUCUGACAAGAUGAAAACAACGCGCAGUGAAUCGUGUUAACAGAAUAUCAGCGACAGCAUACUAACCACGCGGAA
This is a messenger RNA of Phytophthora infestans T30-4, 1301 nucleotides long. RefSeq lists its product as uncharacterized. Gene Ontology annotation, biological process: transport. The transcript has 3 exons. NCBI's taxonomy places the organism in Eukaryota, Oomycota, Peronosporomycetes, Peronosporales, Peronosporaceae. Gene Ontology annotation, cellular component: cytoplasm; plasma membrane. The coding region runs from base 1 to 1200 and encodes 399 amino acids. The record is from RefSeq and is a predicted model, not a curated record.